Molecule: messenger RNA, 339 nt
Organism: Cricetulus griseus (Chinese hamster)
Lineage: Eukaryota; Metazoa; Chordata; Mammalia; Rodentia; Cricetidae
Source: RefSeq, a predicted model, not a curated record
AUGGGGUGCUGCCCGGGAGACUGCCUCAACUGCUGCUCCCAGGAACAAGACUGCUGUGAGGAGUGCUGCUGUCAGCAGGGCUGCUGUGGCUGCUGUGGCUCCUGCUGUGGCUCCUGCUGUGGCUCCUGCUGUGGUUCCUGCUGCGGCUGCGGAGGCUCUGGCUGCGGAUCUGGCUGCUGCGGGUCUGGCUGCGGGUCUAGCUGCUGUGGAUCUGGCUGUGGGGGCUGCGGAGGAGGCUGCGGGGGCUGUGGAGGCAGCUGCUGCGGCUCCGGCUGCUGUGGUACCGGGUGCUGUGGUCCAGUGUGCUGUCAGCCCACACCUGUGUGUGAAACGAAAUGA